AUCUUGAUGUGGUGUGGGAUGAUAACAUCCACCGUGUCCUCGUGGGUCUGUGUCGAGGUCUCUCUGACCUGAUGGUUUAUUUAAAGGACUUUUAGAAUCCACUUCCUGUUUUGAUUCCAGUGUGAUGAUGAAGACUUCUUCACCUGUCAGCUCACUUUCUCUCUUUUUACUGCACUCACAAACCUUCUUUAGUUUCUCAUCUUUAGACUUCUUAAAGUCCUCUCCAACACAUCCGUACAAUAAAACUAGAAGCUGAGAGAUCAACCUGAACUUCCUGUUUGAUUUAGAAAGUCUUUGAAAACCUGAGAGCAGCUGACUGAAGUCAAACUCAUUUUAAAAACCAACAAAUAAAUGUUUACAUGAAGAACACGAGUUCAUCAACAGACGACUGUGUUUACUCUCUCUGUAAAAAAACACACACACACACACACACACACACACACACCAGCUGAUACCUGCGUGAUGCAGACGGGAUGAGAGUGAGCGGAGAAAAGACGAGGCAGCGUCUGAAACAAAGGAAGCGUACACAUUGAAAACCUGAAGAACUUAUUUUAUCAUGUUGUGCUUUAAGAACAAGAAGUAAUCAGUGGAUUGUUUGAUUACUUGAUGAUUAAUGUGACUUUUGAAAACAGAAUAUCAAGUCUUAGAUAAAGUCACAGCUUCCCUCCAUGUGUCUUUGUGUCUUCUGUGUUUCCUGCAGACGUCCAGCAGCUGUCGGUGGGUGAAGAAGAUCCUCAUGAGCAGCAGGAGGGGAGCUCCAGUCUGGACCAGGAGGACUCUGAGACUGUGCACAUUAAAGAGGAACAGGAGGAACUGUGGAGCAGUCAGGAGGGACUGGAGGAGGCUGAUAUCAAGUUCCCCUUCACUCCUGUCUCUGUGAAGAGUGAAGAUGAUGAAGAGAAACCUCAGUCCUCACAGCUUCAUCACAGACACACUGAAGAGAUGGAAACAGGAGCUGAUGGAGAGGACUGUGAUGAAAAUCAGUCAGAUUUGAACUCUGUGAAAAACAUCAAAGAUAAGAGACCACAGACUGAUAAGAAGUCACAUAGUUGCCCUCAGUGUGGUAAAACAUUCAAGAGGAAAUGGCAUCUGAACCAACAUAUUAGAAUCCAUACCGGAGAGAAACCGUUCAGCUGCUCUAAGUGCGGUAAAAGCUUCAAAAGAAAGUCUUGUCUGAUAGAUCACUUGGUAAAUCACGGAGAAGAGAAACCAUUUAGCUGCUCUGAGUGUGGUAAAAAAUUUACCCAAAAAAGAAAUAUGACAAUACACAUGCGAGUACACACUGCAGAGAAACCCUUCAGAUGCUCUGAGUGUGGUCAAAGCUUUAACUACAAGUCUGGUCUGACGGCUCAUAUGGCGCGUCAUGGAGGAGAGAAAGCAUUCUGCUGCUCUGAGUGUGGGAAAAAAUUCAAUUUCAAAGGAAAUCUGACUCAGCACAUGUUGGUUCACACAAGAGAGAAACCCUUCAGCUGCUCCGAGUGUGGUAAAAGAUUUACCCAAAAAGGAAGUUUAACUAUACACAUGAGAAUUCACACAGGAGAGAAACUAUUUAACUGCUCAAAAUGUUCCAAAGGAUUUAACCAAAAGACAUCUCUGACUGCUCACAUGGCCCAACACACAGGAGAAAAACUCUUCAGCUGCUCCGGGUGUGAGAAAGGAUUUAACCUCAAAGGCAAUCUGACCAUGCAUAUGAGAGUUCACACUAAAGAGAAAAGCCAGAGCGGCUCUCAGUUGGAUAAAAGAUCAAAACUGAAGUCUUGUCCGACACCUCACAUGGCUCAUCACAAAGGAGAGAAAUCCUUCAACUGCAAUGUUUGUGGACAGAGUUUCUUUUUGUUUACUCAGUUAAAAAGACACAGAUGUGUUGGCGAGCUGGCUUCAGAUUCUCAAGAAAACCAAACGUGGGAAAAAAGAGAGGAAGAUUGUGGAGUUGAUGAAGAAGGUUGUGGAUCACCACAGAAAGCCAGGACCUUAGAACCAGAAAACCAUAAACUACCAGAGACUGAGGUCAAGAUUGAAGACUCUUCUGAAGCUGAGACUGAUGACAGUGAUGACUGGAAGGAGACCAGAGAACAUCAGUCAGGUUCAAACUCUGGGAAAAAACAAAAAGAUAAGAGAACAAAGGCUGAUAAAAAAUCCCAUCGCUGCUCUCAUUGUGGUAAAACAUUCAAAAGGAAAGGACAUCUGACCACACACAUGAUCAUUCACACAGGAGAGAAACCUUUCAGCUGCCCUGAGUGUGGUAAACAAUUUCACCGCAAAGGGAGCAUGACCAGACAUAUGAUAAUUCACUCAGGAGAGAAACCCUACAGCUGCUCUGAGUGUGGUAAAAUUUUUAGCCAUAAAGAAAGUAUGUCUGCACACAUGAUAACUCACAGGGAAGAGAAACCAUUUAUCUGCACUCAGUGCGGGAAAGGGUUCAACUACAAGUCUUGUCUGACAGGUCACAUGGCAUAUCACACAGGAGAGAAACCCUUCGGAUGCUCUGAGUGUGGGAAAAGAUUUAACUUCAAAGGAAACCUGACUCAGCAUCUGUUAGUUCAUGCAGGAGAGAAACCCUUCAGUUGUUCAUACUGUGGUAAAUGUUUUAAACAAAAGUCUUGUCUGACAAUUCACAUGGCACAUCACAGAGGGGAGAAACCCUUCAGCUGCAACUUCUGUAAUCAAAGAUUCUGUUGGCCCUUUCAGCUUAAAAAACACAAGCGUGCAUGUGGUCAGACUCCAGAGCUUCAUCAAAACGAAGCUGAAGAGAAAAGAGACGACUGGCGGAGACCAGAAGAAUCCAGGCACACAGAUCCAGAGCGACGUCUACACCCAGAGAUCGAGGUGAAGAUGGAAGACUCUUCUGAACCUGAAGACCAGAGGAUCUCAGUCAAGUCUACAGUCUGAAAAACAUGUGGAGUCUCUGUCAGUGAUAUGAGAUGUUCUACUGCUUCUCUGUGUGAGCUGACCUUCUCAAGAAACAACAAGUCACAGGGGAGAGAAAGCUUUGAGUUUCUCUGCCCCCCCUCGUGUCCAUCCUGUGGCAAAGAGAACAGUUUGGACUUCCAGAUGAGGCCUCUGUCAAUCCUCUGUCAGGGGGGCAGGCCCACACACCCCUCUAUCAUGGGUCAAAGAAUCUCACAUUGGUCUAAACCAAACCUCCUGUUGACCUGGUUUUCUAACAGAUCCCUCUAAGACAUUCUAGGACUAACAUGAACCCUCUAAAGUGAGUCAGAUAGAAGACUUUAGACUUUGAAAACCAGGUCUGAAAGUGGACUCCUCAGACCUCAGCCCGGCCCUGGAGUCAGUCACAGGAAGUAAGAGUGAAGUCUCUGCGCCCCGGAGGUCUGCACAGCAGAGUGAUGAAUUUUACCACGGAGCAAGAGCGCCACCUAGAGCUCUUUGAACGUCACGCUGAUUCUUCAUAACUGGAAUAGUCAGAUCCUGGAGCUCUGAAGACCAGUCUCCUGGGAGUGCAGCAUCCAUCCAGACUCAGAAUGAAGAGAGUGAUCAUGUAACGAGAUGGGACAAACCUUCAGCUGUGGACAGACGCGUCCUUUAAAAAAGUGAAAUGUGGAUUUCUCUUUCUCCAUCAUGAGAUUAAAAUGCAG
Molecule: messenger RNA, 3593 nt
Organism: Labrus mixtus (cuckoo wrasse)
Lineage: Eukaryota; Metazoa; Chordata; Actinopteri; Labriformes; Labridae
Product: gastrula zinc finger protein XlCGF57.1-like
Exons: 3
Coding region: 943-2889 (648 amino acids)
Biological process (GO): regulation of transcription by RNA polymerase II
Cellular component (GO): nucleus
Molecular function (GO): DNA-binding transcription activator activity, RNA polymerase II-specific; RNA polymerase II cis-regulatory region sequence-specific DNA binding
Source: RefSeq, a predicted model, not a curated record